Messenger RNA from Pipistrellus kuhlii (Kuhl's pipistrelle), 1997 nucleotides. It is a transcript of the gene CHRNA5, whose product is annotated as cholinergic receptor nicotinic alpha 5 subunit. Gene Ontology annotation, molecular function: acetylcholine-gated monoatomic cation-selective channel activity; transmembrane signaling receptor activity. Gene Ontology annotation, cellular component: neuron projection; synapse; postsynaptic membrane. Lineage: Eukaryota; Metazoa; Chordata; Mammalia; Chiroptera; Vespertilionidae. The transcript is spliced from 6 exons. The record is from RefSeq and is a predicted model, not a curated record. Gene Ontology annotation, biological process: monoatomic ion transmembrane transport; chemical synaptic transmission; regulation of membrane potential. The coding region runs from base 113 to 1525 and encodes 470 amino acids.
GGGGCUUGCCGGGGCGGGCGGCUCCUCGGGCGCCGGGAACCAGGGCCGGUCGCUCGCUUCGCUGGGACCCGCUCGCGGUUCCGCCCCCGAGUCCUGAGGCGCCUCCGGGGCGAUGGCGGCGCAGGGGUCCGGGCCCGCGGCCCUCCGCCUCCUGCUGCUGGUCCCGCUGGUGGCCGGGCACCCGGGUCCGGCCGGCGCGGGGGGCGGCGCGCCCGGAGGGCUGGCCGAACCGUUCCCCUUGGCCAAACACGAGGACGGCCUGCUCCGGGACCUGUUUCAGGACUACGAGCGGUGGGUGCGGCCUGUGGAGCACCUCAGCGACAGGAUCAGCAUCACGUUUGGCCUCGCCAUCUCCCAGCUGGUGGACGUGGACGAGAAAAAUCAGCUGAUGACCACGAAUGUCUGGUUAAAGCAGGAGUGGAGAGACGUGAAGCUCCAGUGGAACCCCGAGGACUACGGGGGGAUCCAGGCCAUACGGGUCCCGUCAGACUUGCUCUGGACCCCAGACAUCGUCCUGUUCGAUAACGCCGACGGGCAGUUCGAAGGGGCCCGCACGAAGGCGGUGGUGCGGUUCGACGGCACGGUGGCCUGGGCGCCGCCGGCCAGCUUCAAGAGCUCCUGCACCAUCGACGUGACCUUCUUCCCGUUCGACCGCCAGAACUGCUCCCUGCGCUUCGGCUCCUGGACCUACGACGGCUCCCAGGUGGAGCUGCUGCUGGCGGCGCGGGACGCCGACCGCCGGGGCUUCCUGGACAACGGCGAGUGGGAGCUCCUGAGCGCCGCGGGCCGCCGCGCCAACCGCACGGCCGGCGGGCGCUGCUACCCGCACGUCACCUACGCGCUGGUGCUGCGGCGCCUGCCGCUCUUCUACACGCUCUUCCUGCUCGUGCCCUGCGCCGGCCUGUCGCUGCUCACCGCCCUGGUCUUCUACCUGCCGGCCCGCGCCGGCGAGAAGGUGUCCCUCUGCACCUCCGUGCUCGUGGCGCUCACCGUCUUCCUGCUGCUCAUCGAGGAGAUCGUGCCGUCGUCCUCCGAGGUCAUCCCGCUGGUGGGCGAGGCCCUGGUGCUCACCAUGAUCUUCGCCGCGCUGUCCAUCGCCGCCACCGUCUGCGCCGCCAACGUGCACCACCGCGGGCCCGCCACGCACCGGGCCAUGGCGCCCUGGGUGCGCCGGCUGUUCCUGCGGCGGCUGCCCCGGCUGCUGUGCAUGCGGGGCCACGCCGACCGCUACUCCGCCGGGGCCCGCGGGCGGGAGCAGCGGGCCCGGGGCCGCCCCGCGCCCGCCCGGGACCCGCUGGGAGCCGCGCUGGACGCCGUCCGCUACAUCGCGGGGCUCGUGGUGAAGGAGAACGCGGUCCGAGAGGUGGUGGAGGACUGGCAGUUCAUCGCCCAGGUGCUGGACCGGCUCCUCCUCUGGGCGUUCCUGCUGGUCUCGGCGGUGGGCUCGCUGGGGAUGUUCGCCCCGGUGGUGUACGAGUGGGCCGCGGCGGGCGCCCCCGUGCACGUCGGCGCGGCAGCCGCAUGACGCUCCCUCGGCCGGCGGCCGCGGGAGUGUCAGGCACGUCCGGCGAGUGGGACCUCCUGUCUCACCCUUGAUGCGCUCCGAAAGGCUGUCUGAAUACCGGAUCACCCCCCCACACACACACACACCCCCGAUUAGAAAUCAUGUAAGCUGAGCCCUAACCGGUGUGGCUCAGUGGGUAGAGCGUCGGUCUGUGGACUGAAGGGUCCCAGGUUUGAUUUCGGUCAAAGGCACGUACCUUGGUUGUGGGCACAUCCCCAGUGGGGGGUGUGCAGGAGGCAGCUGAUGGAUGUUUCUAACUCUCUCUCCCUUCUUCUCUGUAAAAUAUAUCAAUAAAAUAUAUUUAAAAAAAAAGAAAUCAUGUAAGUUGAAUUAAUCCGUUCCAGACUCCCAAAUGAUUUAAGUUUUUAAAAAGGUAUUUUUAUUGAUUUCAGAGAGGAAGGGAGAGGGAGAGAGAGUUAGAAACAUCGAUUGA